AUGGCCAGUGCGGACCCGAACAUUACAGAUGGGAUGCUACGCCGUACACGCCUUCGGCAGAUCGAAUUAGGCCGUGAAGCAAUCGUAACGACGCGAACCAUCCCAGAUGGUGAUCAUGUCGACUGUUCGUCUCGGAGCUUCCUUUCCCUCCCGGGUCCGUUGGGCAUCACCCCGGAUGGCCACGGAAUGAGCGACUACUCGGGAUGUGGGUUGGGAUGGACAGACGAGUGGAGGACGGAGUACUCCGUCGAUAGCAGCCAGCCAGCAACAGCUUCAGCACAAAACACGACAGGAAACCAGAAGAACUAA
This is a messenger RNA of Penicillium canariense, 309 nucleotides long. RefSeq lists its product as uncharacterized. The transcript is spliced from 3 exons. The record is from RefSeq and is a predicted model, not a curated record. Bases 1 to 309 code for a protein of 102 amino acids. Lineage: Eukaryota; Fungi; Ascomycota; Eurotiomycetes; Eurotiales; Aspergillaceae.